Messenger RNA from Coregonus clupeaformis (lake whitefish), 2492 nucleotides. RefSeq names its product far upstream element-binding protein 1. Gene Ontology annotation, molecular function: mRNA binding. Lineage: Eukaryota; Metazoa; Chordata; Actinopteri; Salmoniformes; Salmonidae. Gene Ontology annotation, cellular component: cytoplasm; nucleus. Gene Ontology annotation, biological process: regulation of DNA-templated transcription. The record is from RefSeq and is a predicted model, not a curated record. The transcript has 17 exons. The coding region runs from base 92 to 2056 and encodes 654 amino acids.
UAUCUGUGUCAUUGUUCUGCAUGUGGUGCCAGGAUCAUUUUCAAUGAGAACGGCCAUUUUCUCUCUCCGGACUUGAGAAUUUGCGACAGAUAUGGCUGACUAUUCAAACGUGGCUCCACCGUCGGGAAAUGGCGCAGGAAUGAACGACGCUUUUAAAGACGCCCUUCAGCGAGCUAGACAGAUCGCGGCAAAGAUUGGGGGGGACGGCGUACCCUCCGCGCCCUCAGGCAGUGAGUUUGGCUAUGGAGGCCAGAAGCGACCCCUUGAAGAUGCCGGUGAGUACGACCAACCAGAGACCAAGAAGGUGGCACCCAAUGACUCGUUCUCAGCAGCGAUGGGUAUGGGAGGAAUGGGAGGGGGUGGUCCUCGAUCGUCUUCAGAGGAUUUCAAGGUCCCUGACGGAAUGGUUGGAUUCAUUAUUGGCAGAGGAGGAGAACAGAUAUCCCGCAUGCAGCAGGAGUCGGGCUGCAAAAUCCAGAUCGCCCCCGACAGUGGAGGGACACCUGAUAGGUUGGUGACACUGACGGGAUCCCCAGACUCAAUACAAGCUGCCAAGAGGCUGCUGACAGAGAUCGUUGAUAAGGGUCGUCCUACUCCAGCAUUCCACCACAACGACGCCGGCGGUCCUGGUAUGUCUGUUCAGGAGAUGCUGGUCCCUGCCUCCAAGGCUGGCCUGGUCAUCGGGAAGGGAGGAGAGACCAUCAAACAGCUGCAGGAGAGAGCCGGGGUCAAGAUGGUGAUGAUCCAGGAAGGGCCUCAGAAUACAGGAGCAGACAAACCUCUACGCAUCUCUGGAGAACCAUUUAAAGUCCAGCAAGCCAAAGACAUGGUGAUGGAGCUGAUCAGAGAACAAGGCUUCAGGGAGCAGCGAGGAGAGUACGGCUCCAGGAUGGGGGGAGGAGGAGGAGGAGGAGGAGGAGGAGGAGGCGGAGGAGGAGAGGGCCUGGAUGUUCCUGUCCCCAGGUUUGCGGUGGGAAUCGUGAUCGGGAGAAACGGAGAGAUGAUCAAGAAAAUCCAGAGCGACACUGGAGUCAGGAUCCAGUUCAAACCAGAUGACGGCAGUACCCCCGAGAGGAUAGCCCAGAUCAUAGGUCCUCCAGACCAGUCCCAGCAUGCAGCAGAGAUCAUCUCUGACCUUCUGAGGAGUGUCCAGCAGGGGGGGCCGGGGGGGCCUAACGGAGGGGGCAGGGGGAGAGGCAGGGGGGGUAACGGGGGCGGUAACUGGAACAUGGCUCCUCCAGGCGGACUGCAGGAGUUCACCUUCACCGUCCCUACCAUGAAGACUGGACUCAUCAUCGGCAAAGGAGGAGAGACCAUCAAGGGCAUCAGCCAGCAGUCUGGGGCUCGUAUUGAGCUACAGAGGAACCCUCCGCCCAACUCGGACCCCAACAUCAAGAUGUUCACCGUCCGAGGAUCGCACCAACAGAUCGACUACGCACGACAGCUGGUCGAGGAGAAGAUCGGGGGUCCAGUCAGUCCAAUGGGUGGUCCUCACGGCCCACCAGGUCCCCACGGAGGUCCCUCUCCCCACGGACCACCCGGCCCUCCUGGACCUCCUGCUCAGAUGGGGCCCUACAACCCCGGCCCCUACAACCAGGGACCCCCAGGACCACAUGGUCCUCCUGCUCCCUACCAGCCUCAGGGUUGGGGCAACGGCUUCCCCCAAUGGCAGCAGGGACAGCCUGAUCCUGGUAAAGCUGCGGCCGACGCCAACGCAGCGGCCUGGGCAGCGUAUUACUCCCAGUACCAACAGCAACCCCAGGCCCCCAUGACGCCCACCGGCGGCGCCCCAGGGAGCACACAGGCCAACGGGCAAGGUCAGCAACCACAGGACUAUACCAAGGCCUGGGAAGAGUACUAUAAGAAACAAGGUCAAGCAGCCCCCCAGGCGGCAGCGCCAGGUGGUCAGCCAGGUGGUCAGCCAGGUGGUCAGCCGGGUGGUCAGCCAGACUACAGUGCUGCCUGGGCGGAGUACUACCGCCAGCAGGCUGCAUACUACGGACAGGGAAGCCCACAGGCCAUGGGGGCACAGCCACAAGCACCUCAGGGCCAGUAAUGUGAAGUGGACAUAAAGUAAAUGCUACAUUGUGGAAAAACAAACAAACCCCUUGUUAAAUGUUUUUGGAGAUGACGCCUUGAAGAUCUUAAUUUCCCCCUUUUUGGUUGGUUGGUUUAAAAAAUAAAAAAAAGUGUUUCACAGUAGAUGUGACGACAGCAAAGUCUAUCCGGAGACGCGACACAAACACCACCACAUCCUUAUGCUAUUUAUCUAUUUUCUUUCUUGUUGAUUUUCUUGUAAAUGAACGGUUUGUUUCUUUGUUUUUAUUGAGGUAAUAUGGUCAUUCCAGCCCCCCCUGUAGCUAUCUAUUCAUCUCUGUCAUGCUGUGUGGCUCGUUCUCCUGUUAUCUCUAGCUAGUCGUCUACCUUGUGAAAUCAGCUCAAUUUUUUAAAUAAUAUGCCUGUGUUUUGCAAUAAACUAAAGUGAAACCUCC